AUGCCUAACGCCGGUGAAGCGCCUCCCAUCCUAGACUUCUCAAAGUUCUACCAGAACGACCCAGCAUCCAAGAAACAACUCGUAGAGGAAGUGCGAAACUGUUGCCUGCAUAAUGGGUUCUUCCAGAUCACGGGUCAUAAUGUACCAAUCGAGCUGCAGAACAGGAUGAUGGACUGGAACAAGAAGUUCUUCGAUCUACCACUGGAAGAGAAGAACAAAGUAAACAAGGACACAACCAACACCUGGAACCGGGGCUACGAGCUCCUCGAAUCGCAAAUCCUCGAAGCCGGCACCACGCCCGAACUAAAAGAAGGCUUCUACAUCGGCGACGAAAUCCCAAAAACACACCCCUACUUCAUCAACAAGAAACUCAACUCCGGACCCAACAUAUGGCCGUCCGCCGCCACCCUACCCAAAGUCCAAGACUUCAAAGAAACAUCCUUGGAAUACUACACCCGCGUCGUCACCCUCGCAAAAGACAUCUUGAAAGUCCUCGCCUUGACACUCGAUUUGGAAGAAACCUACUUCAACGCCUUCGCCACAGGCGCAGUAGCAACAAUGCGCCUCCUGCACUACCCGCCCCAACCACCCUCAAGCCCCACGCACCUCACCCGCGGCAUAGGCGCCCACACAGAUUUCGGCUGCAUAACUAUCCUCCUCCAAGACACCGUGUCCGGCCUGCAAGUCUACGACCACGCCACGAAAGAAUGGCUCGAUGUAACCCCCACACCCGGUGCUUUCGUCAUCAACCUGGGUAACCUGAUGAUGCGGUGGAGUAACGACCGGGGGGAGGGGGAGGGGGUGAGGUGGGCGGAGAUUACGGUUGAAGAGGCGAUUUUGGGGGGGUAUAGGGAGAGUUAUGGGAGGGCGGAGGAGUGGAAGAGGGGUCAGGAGGAGACGAAGAGAGGGGAGAGCGCGGAAAUGGAUGUUGGGGCGCAGGAGGUGGUUGUUGCGUAG
Alternaria viburni is the source of this 957-nucleotide messenger RNA. RefSeq lists its product as uncharacterized. Bases 1 to 957 code for a protein of 318 amino acids. NCBI's taxonomy places the organism in Eukaryota, Fungi, Ascomycota, Dothideomycetes, Pleosporales, Pleosporaceae. The transcript has 4 exons. The record is from RefSeq and is a predicted model, not a curated record.